This is a messenger RNA of Topomyia yanbarensis, 1903 nucleotides long. RefSeq lists its product as uncharacterized. The record is from RefSeq and is a predicted model, not a curated record. Bases 592 to 1860 code for a protein of 422 amino acids. Gene Ontology annotation, molecular function: pigment binding. The transcript is spliced from 6 exons. NCBI's taxonomy places the organism in Eukaryota, Metazoa, Arthropoda, Insecta, Diptera, Culicidae.
CAUCGAAAGCUCAAUUUCCCAAAUAUUUAUUUAUUUCCAAGUGACCCAAGCGCUACUUAUCGUGGAAAAAAACUGUAAAAGGCCAUUACAAAUCUCAACCAACUUUUCUCUUUUGUUUACUAUCAGCAGUUGUGAUUGGCGAGUAACAGUAUGUCCGGAUUUUCCCUCAGAGCAAAUUUUGAUAGUGUACUUAUGCGCCCUAAUUAUAAGUUUGUCGAAAAAUUUUCGCUUAAAAUGGCUACUGUUCGCUCUUAGUCUUAGACACCAAUCUCCAAUCACCCUAUACAUGUACUUAUAUGCCAUCGACUGUUUGCAUCUGCACUACUGUUUUCCAGGAGUAGUACAGCAUCCCACCAAGAGAGAAUCUACGUGUAUCUUCUUCUUCUUUUUGCACUCGGUAAUCGCCUGUCAUUCUAGCGAUAAGUUUAAGUUAUGUAAAUAAAUACAGCUGAUUAAAAACAAAAAGUGAACAAAUUUGCCUGAAGCCAACUCAUUCAUUCAAUAAAAAGCGCCUUCUACUGCUGCAGUGUCAUACGAAGUGGCACCACCACCCGCGGCUGUGUUGUAAGGGAAUUCAAGUUUUCAACCGUGAUGUUGACCUGGCGUAAGUUUGAUCGCGGGGCGUUAGCCUUGCUGGCAACGAUACUCUCCGCGCUGGCGGGGGUCACCGUGAGCCAACGGAUUGUCGAACAACCAUGCCCGGACCCGAAAGCUAGACCGAUUGUGCAAAACUUUGACCUGGAAAGAUACAUCGCAGGAAAAUGGUACGAGAUUCUGCGCUAUGACCAAUACUUCGAACGGGGCUGUGAUUGCGGAUAUGCAACAUACAGUGCAGAAAAAGACGGAUCCAUCAAGGUAGAAAACUGCUGCGAACGGCUACCGAACACAGCAACCCACUGCUCGAUUGGAAAAGCAUUCAUAAGUUUUCCGGAUGAGGUUCCACUGGAAGGAAAAUUGAAUGUUACUUUCGGUGGACCACCGAAAAGUUCCAACUAUUGGAUCAUGGACACCGACUACGACAACUAUGCCGUUAUCUACUCCUGCAAAAACAUCUCACACAGCAAAUCAGCCGAGGCGGCAUGGGUACUGUCCAAGCAGCGAACCGUCCAUCCGGAUGUCCGCCCAGUCGUAGAUGGUUUGGUGGAUAAAUAUUUAUCCCGGUCCGAUAUGCGAGUUACCGAACAAAGUCAACUAAUAUACGCGAAGAUGGUCAAAGUAUUGUUAUUGGUGGUGCUUAUGGGGAUGAUUCUGAUUCCACAAUCCGAAACACUGGAUGUAGUUGGAUCGUGCCGUCAGAAUUUACCAGUACAGACUGAAUUCAAUAUUGUGCAGUACAUGGGCAUCUGGUAUGAAAUAAAGCGUUAUGAAAAUGUAAACCAGCCGAACGGGGAUUGUGUCACAGCCCAGUACACGUUGAACCCCACCACGAUGGAAGUAGCCAUAAAUAACAGUAUGAAACAGCUACCCAGUCAGGAUCUGUUGAGCAGUCAGGGACGAGCACUACUCGCUACCACCAAUGGUGAGGCCAAGUUGAAAGUUCGUUUCGACAGCACCCCGGCGACAACUACCGACUCAGACUACUGGAUACUGGCAACUGAUUAUCAGGACUAUUCCGUGGUUUGGUCCUGCCGACCAAACGGCCUCAACUCCAUCGAAUCUGCUUGGGUACUUUCUCGCAAACCUACAUUGGAAUCAACGGCGUUGGUACUGGCUAACAAUGUCAUAGCGGCCAACUUAGCAAAGGAUUCGUUCAGACCGACCAAACAAGGCAGCGACUACUGUGGUAAUGCUCCAACGAUGGCAGUUUCUCUAAUAGGGUUCUUGUUUAUCGCGCUUGUCGUAGCACAAAUAAAACAUUAGAAAAAAAUCGAAGAGUUGGAAUAAAAUCGAUCAUUCCUUUUAA